Molecule: messenger RNA, 1149 nt
Organism: Cryptotermes secundus
Lineage: Eukaryota; Metazoa; Arthropoda; Insecta; Blattodea; Kalotermitidae
Gene: Arl2
Product: ADP-ribosylation factor-like protein 2
Exons: 5
Coding region: 147-701 (184 amino acids)
Biological process (GO): protein folding
Cellular component (GO): cytoplasm; microtubule cytoskeleton
Molecular function (GO): GTPase activity; GTP binding
Source: RefSeq, a predicted model, not a curated record
UUCCACCUUCGCCACUUUCAACAGGUUCAACAGUGUCUAGGCACGCGUCAGUAAGAGCAGUAAGAAAGUGUGAAGUUGCAAAUAAGUGCGAGUAAUUUUGUAUGUAAAUAAAUUAGUUGUGAAUUAAAAGUUAUUCCGACAGAAAUAUGGGUCUUUUGACAAUUUUGAAGAAAAUGAAGCUGAAAGAAAAGGAAAUGAGGAUAUUAAUGCUAGGUUUGGACAAUGCUGGGAAAACCACUAUUUUGAAGAAAUUCAAUGGAGAAGAAAUUGAUACAAUUUCACCAACUUUAGGUUUUAAUAUUAAAACAUUAGAACAUAAAGGGUACAAAUUAAAUAUUUGGGAUGUUGGAGGCCAAAAAUCACUUCGUUCUUACUGGAGAAACUACUUUGAAAGAACAGAUGGAUUGAUCUGGGUAGUUGAUAGUGCCGACAAGAGAAGACUGGAUGAUUGUAGAAAAGAACUGCAUGCGCUUCUUCAAGAAGAGAGGUUAGCUGGAGCAACAUUACUGAUCUUCUCUAAUAAGCGAGAUUUGCCAGGAGCAUUACUUGCUGAAGAAAUAAGAGAUGUACUGGAGUUAGAAUCAAUCAAGACUCAUCACUGGAAGAUAGUAUGGUGCAGUGCUAUUACAGGACAAAAUCUUCUUGAAGGAAUUAACUGGCUUAUUGAUGAUAUAGCUGCUCGAAUAUUCACAGUGGAUUAGCACUGAUUUUUUUUUUAAUUAAUAUUGUUCCAUUCAACUCUAAGUGAAUGUUUUCUCUAACUACAUUUUUUUAUUAUUGAAAUAUAACUGUAUUUGUACUAUUUAUUAAUUAUUUGUUGAAGGAAAAUGUGUAACAAAUUAAAUUGAACAGACUCAGGAUAUUCUUUUACAUAUUCAGUAAUUCUGAAAAUACUAUGAAAUAUGUUUUCUUUUGUUAUUAAUCCUUGUAGUGCCAGGUUUAUUAGACAGAUCAAGUAGCCUAGUGUAGCCAUACCAAUUUAAACACUCACAGACUUAUGGAAGGAAUGAGUUUUUUGUAUGUAUCUAUAUCAUAAAAUUCUGUAAAACCCACUUUUUUCAUCGAUUCCCAUGUUACAAGUGUAUACAUGUCAUCAGUUGUCACAGAAACACAUUUUUUCUAAGAAAUAAAAGGUGGUUUGGCAUGAUC